UAGUAAUACCUGAACAGAGAGCAGCUUUAUUCUCUCAGGCAGAUCUAGCCAGCAAAACAAUGAUUUGCUGACCAGAGAGAAAUGUCCUAGCUGAACCUUCAAAACACGUUCUUAUUAUGCUCUAAUAAAGGGAGACAUCACUGAUUCACCAGGCAAAAAGCCUGUUACUCUUUGAAAACCCUCCUCCUCAUCCUUGGUGCUACGGAGAAAAGACUUGAGCAAGUUACAUGGAGCAUGCUUUCCUUUUGAUGUGGGUCAUAAUCGGUUCCAUAGCGGGGACUGGAAGUGGAGCAGACAAAUGUAGUGACCCACCAAGCAUUGAGUUUGCUGAGUUUACCACAGAAAAAUACAUGGUGAGCAGUACAGCACAAUAUACAUGUAAAUUUGACUACAGAAAGAGAAGUGGGUCAUCAGGAGUGAUUGCAUGCAAGAACAUAUCUGGGCUCGUUCAGUGGGAAUACGACAACAAGUUUGAAUGCAUCCAUAUCUCCAACUUGUCCUCAUUUUCAAGUCUCCCAGAAAGAACAAGGAGCAGCAGGCCUGAGACCUCACAAGCUGUAAAACAACUUGCGCCAAAAGGAUUCUGCGGGCUGCCCAGGCCUGUUCAACAUGCUAACAUCAUCGCAUAUUUAUACCCCGUGGGGCAGAAACUGCAGUACAACUGUCUGCGAGGCUAUGACGCUCGACCCCCAACCUCUGCCAUCACCACAUGUGAAAUCACGACAAAGUGGACCACACUACAUCUGCGGUGCACCAAUGACAGUACGGCCGAUCCAACUCACAUUAUACCUACAACGCAUCCCGCGGCAGGCGUAGCCAAUCUGUCCCAUUUUCCACCUACGAAGUUUCCAGUAACAGUGACGACUAAGCCGUUCCAUUUGACAUGUAGGAUGGCCGUAAUAACAGCUGUUACGAUCUCUGUCGUGUUGCUGAGUGUCUUCAUCUCUGCGGGGUGGAUCUUCGCGAAGUAUGUGCAUCGCUACAGGACAAGAAAGAGGAGCUUUGUAGAAGAUGCAAAUAUUAAGAUGGCCAAUUGGACAACCUCUUCUCCAACUGCACCAGCAAGACAAGAAGUAGGAAGUGAGGAAGAAGGUCAAAGAUUCAAGUUGAAUGUCUGAGGGGGGAGAUGAUAUUUUGCUUGAAGGUAGAUUGCAGAGAAAUGCUUUUGACCACAACCAACAGCCAAGACGUCUUAGCUUGCAGUGGCUGGGAAAGACUUACAGUUUGCUGAAUACAGGCUGUACAGAAUCAUUACCAGAAAAAGAAAAUGCUCACUUUGAUACUGUUUGCUGGAAGGGUCUUCCCUCCCCGUCCAUCCCCUACCACUGGUUUGACUGGUUUGUUAAUUCUAAUGAGUUAUUCUUAUUCCAUAUCCUUGGCACUUAUGUGUGUGUAUAUAUAUAUAAAUAUAUAUCUAUAGCUAUAUAUAGCUAUAGAUAUAUAUUUACAUGGCUUGAAUUGAAUCCUGUUGGGAUAAGCCUUACUUAUGUAUAUCUUUAUUAAGAUGGGUAGGUAAUUUUAUGGUUUCAGUGAAUAAUAUGAUCCAUGUACAGACAUUUUCCUUUACAAAGCUAUUAUUUUGUGGUGGGAAAAAAUAUCUCCUGUGCUUGUGUCCUGGAUGGGUUUCUUCACACCAAGCACUGAUACGGAUUACUCAUUCCUACAGAGUCUGACCUUCUUGCUACCUACUGCUGACAGCUCCUUCAAACAUCCACUGCAGAUGGGCCGGGCAUGCACACACUAUUGCUGGAAACUGGUCUUCCACAGGGUGUCUUGUCCUGUUCCAGAUAGUUCAAGGGGAAAGGGUAACAGUACACCUGUCCCUAACACGUAUAGGACGGUGCAAAGUUACCCAGAUAAGAUGUCCUGUGUCCCCAACUGGUUUGGCAUUUGUCCCCUCAUUCCCCAGCCUGGCUGACCCAUGAGCAACCUCUACUCAGCCUGUUCUUCAUUUCUGAGCCUUGCUACUUAGGUUGGUGGCUUGAUAAUAAAGCGCUAUUAAGCCAGUGUGGACUGGUGGGAGGAGAAGCAACUUUGUGGUAAUACCAUCCUGAGUUUUAUUAUCCCUAAUUAUCAUUAAGUGCCAUAUCUCACCAUGUCUACAUGAGGAACAGCUUCAGUGAAAUACCCAGAGCUAUUUGAGAAGAGCUAAUAUGCAGCUAUAGCUUUAUUAUUAUUUAUUCUUGAGCAUUCAGAAGCAAAGUGGGCACUACAAAGAAACACGGCAUUGUCCUUACCUAACUGGUUCACAGUCAAGCUAGUCUAGGGUAUUUAUGAUCUACUGACCACAGAAUUGCAGGCUCACCCUUCUUCCUCUAAGCUGUUCUCAACCUUGCGGUCACUCACCGAACACACAUAAAUUAUCAGAUGGGAUAGCUCAACCCCUUCCCUAUGCUUCACACACGUUAGACACCACUGGCAUGGCUCACUUGAUUCAUAAAUUCCUGCCAUUUCUGCCUAAUGCAGUGUGGCAGAUGGUAGGAACAGGAGGCCUUCAGUAGCCUUGAGGUCUUGCCAGUCAUUUGGCUUUCUACCAGGCAAAACCUUUCUUCCUGAACUGCAACAAGUCACCUGUAUCUACAAUACGCCUGGUGAACAGAGCCUCUCCAUGCCUUCAGGGAUUGUUUGAAGUAUUUGUUUAUCCUUUUCACUUUGCUAAUAGGGUUGAAUGCUUCCUUCCUUUAGCUAAUAGCUAUUAGAUGUCCUUUCAGGACUGUCCAGGAGACCCUAGCCAGCUGUCUUGGGCAGACCAGCUCUUCAGGGCUAGGACUGUACCCAAGGCCUUCAUCCUUUGGUGUGCUCUAUGGCCAGACUCGAUGUCUACAAGGAUCCCAGCUGAAGUCAACAGAGCUUUACAGGAACCAGUGGCAAGGAGGUCCGGGGCUCUGAGCACUGCUAAUCCUCAGAGACAAUGGAGGCAAGACUUGAUGUACCGUCAUUUAUCCUAAUAAAGUAUAGGGUGCUUUCUCUUUAUGUACACAAGCUCAUUUUCCUUUGUAGUGAAUGAAUAAAUGCAGAGAAGACUUUGUGACUCA
This is a messenger RNA of Alligator mississippiensis (American alligator), 3035 nucleotides long. Its product is annotated as interleukin-2 receptor subunit alpha. The coding region runs from base 228 to 1118 and encodes 296 amino acids. Lineage: Eukaryota; Metazoa; Chordata; Crocodylia; Alligatoridae. Gene Ontology annotation, biological process: inflammatory response. The transcript is spliced from 9 exons. Gene Ontology annotation, molecular function: interleukin-2 receptor activity; interleukin-2 binding. The record is from RefSeq and is a predicted model, not a curated record.